AUGGACACGUGUGGAAAAACGGUUUCCAUUCACACAUGUUUGUUCAAACUACCCUGUUCCGCCAACCACCCUCACCGUAACCCUCUCUCUGUCUCAACACCACCAUCAAUCUUCGCGAAAUGGCUCGGCAUCCAGCUUCUUCACCAUCAUCAUACCAUCAACGCUACACACAACCACCGACCCUUCUUUCAAUUAUCCUGCAAGGAACACAACCUCCCUCUCUGUAACGCGAGCAACAUCAAACUACCUUCAAAUCAGUUCACAUACCAUCAUCACCGUCCGCUUCAUCUCUAUCACAGUCGUUCAACGCUAUUAUCCGUCACCAUCCAAACCCAAAACAAACUAGUUAAAACUAGAUCAGAACCCGAAGCAAUCAAAUUCUCAUACCCUUUCAAAAUUGAAAAAAAAACAACAAACAAAAGAACAAAAAGCGAACCGGCGGCGAUGGAAGAGUGGUCCGCUAUCUGCGGGUGGUGCGGCAGAAAUCAUUUGCGUGGUGCUCACCGAUGGUGCGCCGCUGCUUCGUCGCGAAGGUUGCACGGAGGACGCUUAAUGGUGUAG
Messenger RNA from Vicia faba (fava bean), 561 nucleotides. Lineage: Eukaryota; Viridiplantae; Streptophyta; Magnoliopsida; Fabales; Fabaceae. The record is from the annotation of a GenBank genome assembly.